Messenger RNA from Achroia grisella, 1978 nucleotides. RefSeq names its product innexin inx2 (gene Inx2). The transcript has a single exon. Gene Ontology annotation, cellular component: gap junction; plasma membrane. The record is from RefSeq and is a predicted model, not a curated record. NCBI's taxonomy places the organism in Eukaryota, Metazoa, Arthropoda, Insecta, Lepidoptera, Pyralidae. Gene Ontology annotation, biological process: phototransduction. Gene Ontology annotation, molecular function: gap junction channel activity. Bases 100 to 1179 code for a protein of 359 amino acids.
UCUCUCCAACAUUCCGUACUCGACGCGAGGGCGAUCCGCACGCCCUCCUUGUAACGACCGCGACCGACGCGCCGCGCGCCCGCGGCUAGAACAAGCGCCAUGUUCGACGUAUUCGGCUCCGUCAAGGGGCUUCUCAAACUCGACUCCGUGUGCAUCGACAACAAUGUAUUUCGGUUACAUUACAAAGCCACCGUGAUCAUCUUGAUCGCGUUCUCGCUGCUGGUUACAUCGAGACAAUACAUCGGCGACCCGAUCGACUGCAUCGUUGAUGAAAUACCGCUGCAAGUUAUGGACACAUAUUGCUGGAUAUACUCGACUUUCACCAUCCCGAACCGCCUGGUGGGCCGCGUCGGGAAAGAUGUAGUGCAAGCCGGCGUAGGACCUCAUGUCGAGGGCCAAGAUGAAGUAAAAUAUCAUAAAUACUACCAGUGGGUUUGUUUCGUGUUAUUCUUCCAAGCGAUACUGUUCUACGUGCCUCGCUACCUAUGGAAGUCGUGGGAAGGAGGCCGCAUCAAGAUGUUAGUGCUCGAUCUCAAUUGUCCAGUAGUCGGAGAAGAGAGUAAGGCGGACCGCAAGAAGCUGUUAGUGGAUUAUUUCCAUACAAAUUUGCACACACAAAACUUUUACGCGUUUCGCUUCUUUAUAUGCGAAGUGUUAAACUUUAUUAACGUGGUUGGACAAAUAUUCUUCAUGGACUUUUUCCUAGAUGGGGAAUUCUCCACGUACGGAGCUGAUGUUGUACGUUUUACGGAAAUGGAGCCAGAAGAGCGCGAGGACCCAAUGGCUAGAGUGUUUCCAAAAGUGACCAAAUGUACCUUCCACAAAUACGGUCCAUCGGGCACCGUGCAAAACUUCGACGGCUUGUGCGUGUUGCCACUUAACAUCGUGAAUGAGAAGAUAUACGUGUUCCUGUGGUUCUGGUUCGUGAUACUGUCCAUCCUAAGCGGCAUUUCGUUGAUCUACCGCAUGGUGGUUGUUGCCGGACCCCGUGUGCGACUGUACCUACUGCGCGCCCGUAGCCGUCUAGCUCCUCAGAGCGAGGUGGAAUCGGUGGCUCGCAAACUGCAAAUCGGUGACUGGUUCGUGCUCUAUCAACUCGGAAAAAACAUUGACCCUUUGAUCUACAAAGAGUUAAUGGGUGACUUGUCUCAAAAGUUCGAAGGAAAGGACGCUGUGUAGUCAUGUUAGUGUUAAUGGAGGUACGGACGGUUAGUGAGAAGCGGAUGUGCUUCUAAUUGAUAAAAACUGAUAUAAAGUGGGUAGCGGAGAGACUUGGGGCCGUCCAGUAGUGAGUGUUACAAUCGAAGGCCCGGUGCGCGUCGCGGGCGGUGCAGUGCGGCAACGUGGGGCUCGCGCUACCUGCGCCCGCGCGGGGCGGAGCGGGGCGGCCGCACCACGAGCGGCGGCUGCAAGCCGACAUUCCAUUACCUAAGCCCGUCGCGGGGAACGACCUCGCCGGGCCGCAGUCAUUGUAUUCCAGAACCGCUUUAACAUUUAUAGCUACUGUAACUAUGAUAGUCUUCUAAUUAUUCUUCCAAACGCAACACAUCGACUGAUACUUGCCACUUUUGGCGCGCAUGCAUUUAGCAUAGCAUAUUUGGCGCAAGUUUAUUGCGUAGUCGUAAAUGUAGUAAGAUCUCGUGCCUUCGUUUUAUAUUUUGUAUUAUUUGUGUGCGAAUGAGUUAUGUUGAAAGACGUCUCUCGAUUGUGAUAUGUAAUUAUUAUUAAAUAAUCUAAAUUAAGUGUGUUUAUCGUGUACGAGAUUGACCGUGUGGACGACUGGUGUAUUUCUAAGUUGUUAGUUUGUUAGCGAAUGUUAUACUCGAUACGAUAUUGUAUAAAGCAAUAAAGUAUUAUUGUAAGUGAGCAAUCUAAAUCAUUAAAGACAAUACAUUGUAAUGUUACGAAUUAUGAUGAAUUUUUAUACCGACUUUAUUCGAUUGGUUAAAUAUUUUCUGAAUAUAUUUACUGCCAUCUA